Messenger RNA from Styela clava, 1166 nucleotides. Its product is annotated as caveolin-3-like. Gene Ontology annotation, cellular component: caveola. Gene Ontology annotation, molecular function: molecular adaptor activity. NCBI's taxonomy places the organism in Eukaryota, Metazoa, Chordata, Ascidiacea, Stolidobranchia, Styelidae. Gene Ontology annotation, biological process: caveola assembly. The record is from RefSeq and is a predicted model, not a curated record.
UGUUAACUUGAAAAUAAAAACAUAUUGCUAAAUUUUCUAGUUACAAAAUAACAAAGCAAUGCAAAUAAUGACAAUACUGAUGUGGUAGCCAUCCCUUUCUCAAAUUUUAAACAAACAUUUAUUUUUGAUUUUUGACAAAGAAAAAUUUCCGCGGCUAUUGUUAGUAACGGGUGCGAAUGUUAUCUCAUUUAAAAAGACUUCAUAAUCUUUCAUAUAAAUGGCAACAAUGACCACGUCGCUGGGCACGUAAUACGUGACGGUCGGAAAGAACCUGAUCGUUCAUGGCUUCAGAUUGAUGUGAUGAAAAGCAUAUUUUGAAAAGUUGUUGUUGCUAGGGACACCAAAGAAAUAACAAUUCUAUUGAUAUUAUAACGUACCAGUAGGCUGUGUAUGCUACAUUUGGCUACCCAGAUCCACGGACUGAGGACUGUAUUUUAGUGUUGCUAUUAAACAUAGAAAGCGUAAAAUGGACAAAGACGGACCUGAUCUGGAUGAACGAGAUCCCGAGGAUAUCAAUGGACAUGUUCGGGUUCUUUUUGAAGAUGCAUUUGCAGAGCCCGAAGGCAGUCACACCAUCGACGGUGUAUGGACUUGCAGUUACAAGACAUUCUGGGCUAUGAAAAGUUGUUGCUACAUCGUUAUGUCUGUGCUAUGUGGAGGUCCUUGUGCCUGUAUGUGGGGUCUUAUGUUCGCAUGCCAAAGUAUGAUCAAUAUCUGGUGCAUUCGUCCAUGUUGCCGUUUCUAUGAGAUUAACAUAAGCUGUUGUGCUGCAUGCAUCAGGACGACUGUACAAUGUUAUCUCAACCCGUUUUGCGAUGCUUACUCUCGACUGUUUUCGAAUAUAAAGUUCCACCAUGAAUACGAAGUCGUAUAGUCAUCUGUUAAAUAUAAAAUGCUCUGUUUUAUACAAAAAUAAUUCAAUAAAUUAUCAUCCAGUUUUAGUUGUCGUUGAAAAAUACUAUUGUUCGAUAAUAAUUUAUCUACAAAUUUGUAUCAAUAAAUGCCCAAUCUUGUAGAUAAAAGCGAUCAUUCUUCAUCAUGCGGGAAUCGGAACGCUAAAAAUUGUCUUAUAGCAGUUCUCAUAUAAAACAGAUAUGUUUGUUUUUAUAUAAAUUAAUUUAAAAUGAUGAUUGCUCUUGUUUGUUGUUAGCAUAUGACUCAAGGAU